This is a messenger RNA of Astrephomene gubernaculifera, 1592 nucleotides long. Lineage: Eukaryota; Viridiplantae; Chlorophyta; Chlorophyceae; Chlamydomonadales; Astrephomenaceae. The record is from the annotation of a GenBank genome assembly.
UUCCUUUUGGGCAUUACAAGCUCGUUGGGACUGGAAAAUCAGCCAUCGUUGGGGUGUCGAGCUCCGGAACCGCUUAGUGACGCAGCAACCGAGGCAACUGCCAGCGAUGAAUGUUUUUUCUGUAGCUUAACCGUCUGCCAGAGAAUACUGCUUAUAUAUCCGCGUUGUGGUUCGAAGGCCUAAAGCUUUACUAUAAGUUUCUGAGCUUCUGACUUCUUCGUUCUGCUCCUUACACCAAAAUGGCUGCCCUUAAUCGCCUUCAGAAGAUAGCUUCGCAUCUUGACCCGCCUAAGACCGUGAAGUUCAAGGUUGCUGUGCUGGGAGCUGCUGGCGGCAUCGGCCAGCCGCUUUCUAUGCUGCUCAAGAUGUCGCCCUACAUUUCCGAGCUCUCACUGUACGAUGUCGCCAACACCCCGGGCGUGGCCGCCGACAUUUCGCACAUGAGCACUGGAGCACGAGUUAAGGGCUACCUAGGUCCCGCUCAGCUGCCGGCGGCGCUGACCGCCUGUCAGCUGGUCAUCAUCCCUGCAGGCGUCCCCCGCAAGCCCGGCAUGACGCGUGACGACCUGUUCAACAUCAACGCGGGGAUCGUGCGGGGCCUUGUGGAGGCAGUGGCAACCCACUGUCCCUCCGCCUGGGUUGCCAUCAUCUCCAACCCCGUCAAUUCCACUGUCCCCAUUGCGGCUGAGGUGCUUAAGAAGGCCGGCGUGUUCCAGCCCGGGCGGUUGUUCGGUGUAACGACUCUGGAUGUCGUACGAGCGGAGGCCUUUGUGGCGGAGCUGGUGGGCGCCGACCCACGGGACGUCUCCGUGCCGGUGGUGGGCGGCCACGCGGGUAUCACCAUCCUGCCACUGCUCUCGCAGUCCCGCCCCCCGCUGCCCGCCUCCAUGCCUCUGGAGCAGCGCAAGGCCCUCAUGGCGCGCAUCCAGGACGCGGGUACCGAGGUGGUGCAGGCCAAGGCCGGUGCCGGCUCCGCGACUCUCUCAAUGGCCUACGCAGCCGCACGAUUCGCCGACUCCUGCCUUCGAGCCAUGUCCGGAGAGGGACCCGUGACCGAGUACGCUUACGUGGCAGCAACCGCCGCCUCAUCUUCCGUCGUACCAGCUGGCCUGCCGUACUUUUCAUCUCCGUUGCGACUUGGUCGCGGCGGCGUGGAGGAGGUGCUGCCGCUGGGUCCGCUUGACGCGCUGGAGGCCGAGAACCUGGCUGCAAUGAAGGAUGAGCUGCUUGGAAGUAUUCGCAAGGGGGUUGAGUUUGCGGCAAAGGGUCCUGCUGCGGCGCCGGCUAAGUAGGAAAAUGGGUUGCAGCAGAGGAGCAGUAGAGGAGAAGCACCGGAAGAGGAGUUCAGGUGUACGGCAGGGGCACCAGAAGAGGAGUUCAGGUGUACGGCAGGGGCACCAGAAGAGGAGUUCAGGUGUACGGCAGGGGCACCAGAAGAGGAGUUCAGGUGUACGGCAGGGGCACCAGAAGAGGAGUUCAGGUGUACGGCAGGGGCACAUGUGAGGAGGACCUGCGGAAUGCGUCUGCGUCUUGUGUAAAUCAGGUGUGUGCGAGAAGUUAAUUGUACGGAGUAUGGGAGUGGAGUCUUUACG